UUCCCCACCCCCACCUGCCCUCUUCAGCAACGUUGGUAAAGGACGAUUCUAGGCAAGGACUGAGAUAACGCUGAGCAAGGCAUCCAAUACAUGCCUAUUUUGUUCUAUUCACCAGUCGAUCUAUUCUACUAUUACUCUUCUAUAUUUCCUGCAAUUAUCGAUUGGUUUUGUUCCCAUAUUCGAGGAGAUAAGCAAGCGUGAGUUACUCACCGGAUGCGUUGCAUGUGAAGCCUUUCUGACACACUCGCAGGCGCUUGACUUGGACAACUCUGAGUCCAAAUUUGUUGGAUCAGGGGUAGUGGUUGUGCCUCAAUCCACAACACACAGACACGACACCCACGCUAUGUCGUUCAGGAAGAAGAACGUCGUUCUCGGUUCAUCCACCAGAGGCUCGGGAGGGGAAACAAUCGCCCCCAGGCAAGAAGUAUUGCCUCCGGUAGGAGUCCGUCCGUCACCCCUUGAUGGCCGCCCUACGAUAUCAACUGGGACAGCAUCUCUUGAUCAACUUAUGGCGGGACAUGCUGGUCUACCACUCGGAUCUAGUAUGCUUGUUGAGGAGUCUGGGACAACGGAUUUUGCAGGUGUCGUUCUCAGAUAUUAUGCCGCGGAAGGCCUCUCACAGGGACACCAAGUGCACGUGCUUGGACCGAGUGAAGCAUGGAUAGGCGAGCUGCCAGGCCUUGCCAAAACAAGCGGCUCGAGUAGAAGCAAACCGGAAUCCGGAAAAGGCGGCAAAAUGAAAAUUGCGUGGCGAUACGAGAGCUUAGGGAAUGAUCCCGGCUCUGACUCGAAAAAUGACACAUCAAAUUAUCGUGAAGCUUUUUGCCACAUGUUUGACCUCGGGAAGCGCCUGCAGCCUAGUGAUGUCAAGGGGGAACUUCAUGCGACACCGUUAAUGGUCACGAUGAGCUGGCUUCAAUCCCAAGGAUCUGCUAGCUUGUCGCCGUUAGAUGCCUUCAUUGCCAACAUCGCAGCAAGGCUGAAGGGGUCACCGCCUGGGACUAUUCAUAGGGUCCUAGUGCCGAGUCUUCUAUCGCCCGCACUUUAUGGAUCCUCGGUUUGCCUGCCGGAGCACGCGCUCCAGUUCUUGCACAAGUUGAGAGCUCUGUUGCGCCAUCACGAUGGGAGAUUAACGGCCAUGAUAUCGCUUUCGACGUCAUUGUUCCCGCGGUCGACUGGCUUUACGAGAUGGAUGGAGCUCCUGUGUGAUGGAGUGUUCGAAAUGCUGCCUCUCCCGCGAAAAGUACACGUGCAGCCAAGCACUAAGUCAGAGGAUGCGGUGCAGGGCAUGCUGAAGGUCCAUGAACUUCCCAUGUAUCACGAGAGAGGAGGCGGCUUGGAAGGGCAGUCUUUUCGGGAGAACCUGUCAUUCAGGCUAAGCAGUUUCAGCGGGCUAGUCUUCAAGCCCUACGUGUUGCCUCCUAUGCUUGACGAAGAGGUCACGGGGGCAAAGAAUCAGGGGAACAAGGAACAAAAAUUGGAGUUUUGAGUUGCAACCGCUUGUAAUCAACCCGAAUAUAUCUACAGAAUCGAAAUUGCGCAUCGCAGAACAGUGUGUGCUCGCAAGACACAA
Colletotrichum navitas is the source of this 1573-nucleotide messenger RNA. Its product is annotated as paxneb protein. Gene Ontology annotation, biological process: tRNA wobble uridine modification. The transcript has 2 exons. The record is from RefSeq and is a predicted model, not a curated record. NCBI's taxonomy places the organism in Eukaryota, Fungi, Ascomycota, Sordariomycetes, Glomerellales, Glomerellaceae. Bases 344 to 1489 code for a protein of 381 amino acids. Gene Ontology annotation, cellular component: cytoplasm; transcription elongation factor complex; elongator holoenzyme complex.